Messenger RNA from Sinocyclocheilus rhinocerous, 1202 nucleotides. It is a transcript of the gene ppp1cc, whose product is annotated as protein phosphatase 1, catalytic subunit, gamma isozyme. The record is from RefSeq and is a predicted model, not a curated record. The coding region runs from base 201 to 1172 and encodes 323 amino acids. The transcript has 7 exons. Gene Ontology annotation, molecular function: protein serine/threonine phosphatase activity. NCBI's taxonomy places the organism in Eukaryota, Metazoa, Chordata, Actinopteri, Cypriniformes, Cyprinidae. Gene Ontology annotation, cellular component: nucleus; cytoplasm.
UGCUGAAUGCGUGUAUCCUUCCGCAGAGCCGGUGUGCCUCCGCCGCAGCACGCGCAUCUGACGGCCCGCUCAAAGCCCAGACUUUAAAUCUUCUGUUUAGAGUUUUCUGUGACUACUCUGUUCCUUUUUAAUCGAAAUAGUUUUAUUUGUCGUGUCUGGUGUGUUUUGAGCGGCGCUGUUUGUGUUUUAUUCGGCUAGUCAUGGCUGACAUCGACAAACUCAACAUAGACAGCAUCAUUCAGCGCCUGCUCGAGGUGAGAGGGUCGAAGCCUGGCAAGAACGUUCAGCUGCAGGAGAACGAGAUCCGUGGAUUGUGUCUGAAAUCCCGCGAGAUCUUCCUCAGCCAGCCCAUCCUCCUGGAGCUGGAAGCACCGCUGAAGGUCUGCGGCGAUAUCCACGGGCAGUACUACGACCUGCUCAGGCUCUUCGAGUACGGAGGAUACCCACCUGAGAGCAACUACCUGUUCCUGGGAGACUAUGUGGACCGAGGGAAGCAGUCUCUGGAGACCAUCUGUCUCCUGCUGGCCUACAAGAUCAAAUACCCUGAGAACUUCUUCCUGUUGAGGGGAAACCACGAGUGUGCCUCCAUCAACCGCAUCUACGGCUUCUACGAUGAGUGCAGGAGACGCUACAACAUCAAGCUCUGGAAGACGUUCACGGACUGCUUCAACUGUCUGCCCAUCGCCGCCAUCGUGGAUGAGAAGAUCUUCUGCUGUCAUGGAGGCUUGUCUCCUGAUCUGCAGUCCAUGGAGCAGAUCAGAAGGAUCAUGAGACCCACAGAUGUCCCGGACCAGGGCCUCCUGUGCGACCUGCUGUGGUCCGACCCAGAUAAGGACGUGCUGGGAUGGGGCGAGAACGACCGAGGCGUGUCCUUCACCUUCGGAGCGGAAGUGGUGGCCAAGUUCCUUCACAAACACGACCUGGAUCUGAUCUGCAGGGCUCACCAGGUGGUGGAGGACGGAUACGAGUUCUUCGCCAAGCGGCAGCUGGUGACUCUGUUCUCAGCACCGAACUACUGCGGAGAGUUCGACAACGCCGGAGCCAUGAUGAGCGUCGACGAGACCCUCAUGUGCUCCUUUCAGAUUUUGAAGCCAGCAGAGAAGAAGAAACCAAACUCCAGUCGUCCAGUGACUCCGCCCAGGAACACGGCCCCCAAACAGGCCAAGAAAUGAUUCCCGCGGGGCCCGGCUGGACUUGUACUU